UAUUCGGACUGCAGGCUGUGAGCGUCAAUAUUACGGAUAUAAAAAUCGAAGAAAUCAUUUAAUCCAAAUCGGAAUGCGUUAUUUAAAAUGAAAACUGAUAUAAAUCCACAGUAUUAACAGGCAGGAGCUUCCUCCUCUACACCAGUCUCGGUUACUCCACAGGAGAAUGAGAAAGCAUGUGGAUGAACUUGCUCUUGUAGGGUAAGUCGGGUCAGAAUUCAGCAUGUGCGUCCGGAGUCCACAUAAUGAUGAUGAUAACGUUUCAGUUUCAUUCCGAUGACAGGACAGCGAUGCAGCUCAACAGCGCAAUAAUCAGGGUUGUUUUUGCAUCUUUCUCUGUCCGUUCAAACAUGGCCAUCAAUAUGACUGAAUUUACAGCUUGGAAAUUCUUCCUGUGUCUAUUCAAGGGCACGCAUAGUUCAUGCUAUCCUUGCCUAAAUAUUUGUUUGUAAACUGGGUAAAAUAGGUUACUGCAACGCACAGAGACACAGGUUGCGCCUCAGUGUGUUUUUAAAUACAAUGUCGCCAUCUAGUGGAAUGACUGUUUUCACUAAUCCUACAGACAAACAUCUCUAACAGAGGGGUUCCCAAACUUUUUCAUUAAAGGACACCCUAGAGAGAUAUAAUCUAUCUUCCGCCAGAAACAUUUUAUAGUGAAAUAUGAGAAAAGAAACGCAUUAGUUUUCUUGUCAUACAGCAGAGAGAAUUUUUUUUUUUCCCCAUGCAAGUGUGAUUCAAUAGUUAAUUUUGGGAAGGUUUUGUCAGAAUGGUAAAUUGAGUUUGUGAGUCUUUAUGCUUACCAAACAAUGUUUUUCACAACCCACGGUGAAAAUAGGUCCGUCCGAAUAGGGCUUUAGACUACGAGUUACACUACAUUGAAAACUAUCAAAUGAGCACAAUAAUUUCAGUAUAUUAUGCUAGGCAUUAUCCUAAAUCCAUUAGAACUUAAUCGAUAAAGAUUUCUGGCCAGUGUAGACAUUCCGCUUCGAACCUUCGAUUCUUCCCUUUUUAUGUUCACAUUAUUAAAUUGAACCGAAGAUGAAAGUGAUAUUAAGUAAGGGAUAAUGCCCUGUCAUCAGCUCAUUAUCGCAAAAUGUUCCCAGACUCAAAUCAGAGUCUUGUGUGGCCUUGAAAGUGUUUAUUUUGCAGUAAUGACCGGAUGACUGCAAAUUAUCCUGCUUAUACGGCUACUUGCCAAAUAAAUAAAUGGACAUGAAAUAUUGAUUUGGGUUGAAAUUAUAUUAUGUAAGAAUGAAAAAUGCAGAGUAGUGCGAGGGAAAUCGGUUACCAUCCACAACAAUUCUACAGUUGAGCUUUAAUCGAUUGGCCAGAAUCAAGUAUUCCUAAUAAAGGAAAUAUUUUCUUUCCAUAAUUCAACAAUUAUAAUUUCUAAUGUAUACUAGAAGUUGCAUGUUAUUUUUGUUUAUAUAUCUUUUUUUAAUAUAUUUCCGCAUUUACAAUCCCUAUAUGUAUAAUUUACUAAUAACUGUGCAGAAGUACAGAUAUUUGAGUAAAAAGAGGUCAGGGACACACUUCACCUGCGUUACACAAUUUGUACCACUAGAUGGCGCUACGUAUCUUACCCACGGGUUAAAAAAAACUGAAGAAGCUGCAGCUAUGAGGGAUUGUUGAACAAAUAAGAUGAAUUGUGCUUAUUCAAUAUCUUACGUUUAAAACUUUACACACGUUGUGAAACUGAAUUCCGUUGCAUUGACAACAGCUACGUGAAUAUUAUCCAAACACCUCUUUUUCAAAAACUACCACAUAAAAACAGGACAUGAUAGGGAAAACGAAUGCCACAAGACAGGGCUUGAAAUGAGUUAUUUUGGCAACUUACUCACGAUAUAAUUUAAUAAAUGAACCAACAUUUCAAAGCUGCUAAAGCACCUUUUUACCUACGACGCUGCUCAAGUUUCUUAUACGGCAAUGUACUGUUAAGAUAAAAACAAAUAUUCUGUUGAUUAUGAUUUCAUAUGCAAAUGUCACAUGUAGCCUUACAUUAUGGGUAAGAUGCGUUUGGAUAGUGAGUAGCCUAGAAGCACGCACUGAAAUGUUACAAGAAAUAAGCGUAUUUUUUAAUAUGCAUGUAAUUUGUAUUCAAGUUCGGCUAAUUCCUUCACGAGUCUUCUAAGAAGUGCCAUGCCUCUUUAAGAACUGCGAAAGAAGUCCAGCUCUGUCCAUUAGGUUUAUUGUUGCCAGCUCAGCCAAUCAUUGAAUCUUACGACACAAUAGAGUGGCCAAAGUUGCAGUAUAAAAAGCCUUGCCGAAUUUAAGCAUGACAUCUACUUGUCCGGUGCGUGGUGAGGUUCAUUUCCAUAGCAAAUCAGAUCAAACAUCCUUUAACACGCUUUGGAACAUGCAUUUUACACAGGUUUUAAUUUCUCUAAGUGUAUUAAUUGCAUGCGGUUCAAUGGGUCAUGGAGAUAUAACGGCGCACCAGCAGCCUUCCACAGCCACGGAGGAAAGCGAGCAGUGUUCCACAUGUGAGUUCAGACAACACAGCAAGCUGAUGAGACUGCAUGCCAUCAAGUCCCAAAUUCUUAGCAAACUCCGACUCAAACAGGCUCCAAAUAUUAGCCGGGACGUGGUCAAGCAGCUGUUACCCAAAGCACCGCCUUUGCAACAACUUCUGGAUCAGUACGAUGUUCUGGGGGAUGACAGUAAGGAUGGAGCUAUGGAAGAGGAUGAUGAACAUGCCACCACAGAGACCAUCAUGACCAUGGCCGCAGAGCCUGACCCCAUCGUUCAAGUAGAUCGGAAGCCGAAGUGUUGUUUUUUCUCCUUCAGUCCGAAGAUCCAAGCGAACCGGAUCGUAAAAGCGCAGCUCUGGGUUCAUCUGAGACCGGCGGAAGAAGCGACCACCGUCUUCUUACAGAUAUCACGGCUGAUGCCUGUUACGGACGGAGGAAGGCACAUACGAAUACGAUCCCUGAAGAUCGAUGUGAACGCAGGAGUGACGUCUUGGCAGAGUAUAGACGUAAAACAGGUGCUCGCGGUGUGGUUAAGACAACCGGAGACCAACUGGGGCAUUGAGAUAAACGCGUAUGACGCGAAGGGAAACGACUUGGCCGUCACCUCAGCUGAGCCUGGAGAGGAUGGACUGCUCCCCUUCAUGGAGGUGAAAAUCUCGGAGGGCCCAAAGCGAAUCCGGAGGGACUCUGGGCUGGACUGCGAUGAGAAUUCGUCAGAGUCUCGAUGCUGCAGGUACCCUCUCACUGUAGACUUCGAGGACUUCGGCUGGGACUGGAUUAUUGCUCCAAAACGCUAUAAGGCGAAUUACUGUUCAGGAGAAUGCGACUACAUGCACCUGCAGAAAUAUCCCCACACCCAUCUGGUGAACAAGGCCAAUCCGCGAGGCACCGCCGGGCCCUGCUGCACCCCCACCAAGAUGUCUCCCAUCAACAUGCUUUACUUCAACGGCAAAGAGCAGAUAAUCUACGGCAAGAUCCCCUCAAUGGUAGUAGACCGCUGUGGCUGCUCGUGAACCAGUGCCCAGACAGGACUCGAUCCAUCUCACAGACCCGGACAUCUGAUCACACCAUCCACCAUCCAUUAUCAGUGCUUUCCGCAAGACACUGUGCAAUAGAAGGACGCUCACUCACUCUCUGGGCACCGCUUCAUUUGACUAUGUUUUUUGUCAUUUUCCUCUAAAUCAGUAUCUCUGCCACAGGAGUCCAAUGUUACAUGGAUGUACUAAAGGAAUGUCAUAUACUGGCUGGACUUGGGAAUGGACACUUUUGAAAUGGACGACAUUCUCUGCUUUAUUUCAUGUUUUCACCUUGUCAGAAUACUCUCGUUAGGAUACGCAGACAACAUUGUAUUACGCAACCACUCCAAAAUACAAUCAUUUAGAUCUUUGCUGUAACAGCUGAGCUUGUUUAAGAAGAGUAUCCAAGAGAAACAGAGAGGGACUCUUGAACAUUGAACAGAGCUUGAAUACAGUUAUCUGACGCAAACUUCCACAUACACUGCAAUAAACACACCGAUCGAAUUGUUAAUCGUAGCUUUUGUCCACUACUCAUCUGUCAAACAGCCCUACACACUUGAAGUAUUAUUGAGAUCGGCAUUAGGGGACAGAAGGACUUGAAGCAAAGGCGCUGUGAAUGCGGUCUAUACAUUGAAAUGUGUUCGAGACAGAGACGUCGGAACUGUAAGAAUGAAUGUUAAUAUCACGCUAACACUCUGUCUUCAAACCACACAGUUUGCACUAUGGCAGACCAAUAGAAAGAAUUGGUUGCUAAAAAUGUUGUAAAAACUGAUUUUGAUAUGUUUGCUAAUUGUAUUGUAUACUUGCCAUUGUUUCCAUUAACAGUUGCCUUUUUUAACCACGGUUAGUACAUGUAUAUGAACACGAAAUAGCAAAAAAGUGUACAAUAUAAAUCUAUGUAUCUGUUCAAACAAAUAAAGGUGCUUGCUUUAUA
This is a messenger RNA of Onychostoma macrolepis, 4421 nucleotides long. It is a transcript of the gene mstnb, whose product is annotated as myostatin b. Gene Ontology annotation, molecular function: growth factor activity; cytokine activity. The transcript is spliced from 3 exons. Gene Ontology annotation, biological process: SMAD protein signal transduction. The coding region runs from base 2276 to 3484 and encodes 402 amino acids. Lineage: Eukaryota; Metazoa; Chordata; Actinopteri; Cypriniformes; Cyprinidae. The record is from RefSeq and is a predicted model, not a curated record. Gene Ontology annotation, cellular component: extracellular region.